This is a messenger RNA of Scatophagus argus, 3597 nucleotides long. RefSeq names its product solute carrier family 12 member 3 (gene slc12a3). The record is from RefSeq and is a predicted model, not a curated record. Gene Ontology annotation, molecular function: sodium:potassium:chloride symporter activity. The transcript is spliced from 26 exons. Bases 162 to 3251 code for a protein of 1029 amino acids. Gene Ontology annotation, biological process: cell volume homeostasis; chloride transmembrane transport; sodium ion homeostasis. Gene Ontology annotation, cellular component: membrane. Lineage: Eukaryota; Metazoa; Chordata; Actinopteri; Scatophagidae.
CAAACCCUAAACUACAGAAUGUCUCUAUAACGCUGACUGACCGACUAGUUUAAGAUAAAUCAGCUGUGGAAGAAAACCAUUUUGCACAGAAACUGGGCUAAGAAAGUAACUGUUUUAGCUGUCUUUGAGGUUACAAAUACAAAAAAAAUCUACUAUUCUAGAUGGAGUUACCAAUAGCCAGUGACAGUGCUCACCUGGCUGCAUACAGAUCCAGACUUCCUCUGUCCGUAGCCAAUGGGAAGGCAGCACCUGGAGCGUAUGAUGAGUCUGGUUACUAUCAUUGUUACGGUGAUGGGAGCAGUGUAGCUUCCCGUGGAUCUGAAGCACUAACUGGCUACGACACUGUGGAUUCUCCACCACACUAUGACUUCUACGCCAACACUGAGGUGUGGGGCCGACGGAGACGUUUCAGACCAUCUCUUUACCAGCUCUACGCAAACCCUGGGGAUGACUCCAGACCUCCCUUGUAUGAAGAGACAACAAGUGGACACAUGGAAGGAGGAGACAGCUCCGAGGAAGAUGAGGAGGAGGGGAAGGAGCCACCACCUGAACCAACUCGCUUUGGCUGGGUACAGGGAGUCAUGAUCCGUUGCAUGUUAAAUAUAUGGGGGGUGAUUUUGUACCUGAGAUUACCCUGGAUCACUGCUCAAGCUGGUAUUGGUCUUACCUGGGUGAUCAUUGUGUUAUCUUCUUGUAUAACUGGGAUCACUGGUCUCUCAACCUCAGCCAUUGCUACCAAUGGAAAGGUCAAAGGAGGUGGGACUUACUUCCUGAUCAGUCGCAGCCUUGGUCCAGAGCUGGGUGGGUCCAUCGGUCUGAUCUUUGCCUUUGCCAAUGCUGUAGCUGUGGCCAUGCACACUGUGGGUUUUGCUGAGACUGUUACAGAUCUCAUGCGUGAAAAUGGAGCUGUCAUUGUGGACCGAACCAAUGACAUCCGCAUCAUUGGCAUUAUCACUGUCACAUGCCUACUUGGUAUCUCAAUGGCUGGCAUGGCAUGGGAGUCAAAGGCCCAGAUUCUGUUCUUCCUGGUCAUCAUGGUGUCAUUCGUUAGUUACAUUGUUGGAACAAUCAUCCCUGCCUCACCACAAAAACAAGCCAAGGGUUUCUUUAGCUACAAAGCUGCCAUUUUUGCAACUAAUUUUGUGCCCAACUGGCGGGGGCAAGAGGGCAGCUUCUUUGGCAUGUUCUCCAUUUUCUUCCCCUCAGCAACGGGUAUCUUGGCAGGGGCUAACAUCUCAGGAGAUCUGAAGAAUCCAACAGUGGCCAUCCCCAGAGGAACACUGAUGGCGAUAUUCUGGACUACCCUCUCAUACAUCAUCAUCUCAGCUACUAUUGGAUCCUGUGUGGUGAGAGAUGCAUCAGGCCUGUUAAACGACACUAUUCCACCAUCCUCAUCCAGUGAGGAUUGUGUUGGUGUAGCCUGUCAGUAUGGAUGGGACUUCACCCAGUGUAUCAACAAUAACACAUGCCUCUAUGGAAUCAGUAAUUACUAUCAGUCGAUGAGCAUGGUGUCAGCCUUCGCCCCUCUCAUCACUGCUGGGAUAUUUGGAGCAACACUGUCCUCUGCUUUGGCCUGCCUGGUGUCUGCUCCUAAAGUCUUCCAGUGUCUGUGUAAGGACAAACUGUACCCUUUAAUUGGCUUCUUUGGCAAAGGUUAUGGAAAGAAUGAUGAACCACUCAGAAGCUACCUGCUAACAUACAUCAUUGCUGCCUGCUUCAUUCUCAUUGCCGAGCUGAACACCAUCGCCCCUAUCAUCUCCAACUUCUUCCUCUGUUCCUACGCUCUGAUCAACUUCAGCUGCUUCCAUGCCUCAGUCACCAACUCACCAGGUUGGCGUCCAUCCUUCAGGUUCUACAAUAAAUGGCUGUCGUUGCUGGGAGCUCUGUGUUGUGUGAUUAUCAUGUUCCUGCUGACUUGGUGGGCAGCCCUCAUUGCCUUUGGUGUUGUCUUUCUCCUUUUGGGAUACACACUCUAUAAGAAGCCUGCUGUAAAUUGGGGCUCCUCAGUGCAGGCGAGUUCCUACAACAUCGCUCUGAACCAGUGUGUGGGCCUCAAUUAUGUGGAGGACCAUGUCAAGAACUACAGACCCCAGUGUUUGGUGCUCACAGGUCCUCCCAGCAGUCGUCCAGCCCUGGUGGAUCUUGUGUCAUGUUUCACCAAGAGACUCAGCCUCAUGAUGUGUGCCAAUGUGGUCACUGAUGACACCUCACCAUCAGUAGUGGAAAAGGCGAGCAGUGACAGUCAUGCUACCUGGUUGAACCAAAGGAAGGUGAAGUCGUUCUACAGAGGUGUGGUGGCCACAGAGCUACGAUCAGGAGUUAACAUGCUGCUACAGGGGGCAGGUUUGGGUCGCAUUAAACCAAAUGUUCUGCUGAUGGGUUUCAAGAAAGACUGGCGCAGUGACUCCCCACAGGCUGCACACAAUUAUGUAGGAAUACUGCAUGAUGCAUUUGACCUGCAGUAUGGUGUGUGCAUGCUGAGAAUGAGGGAGGGACUGGAUGUCUCCCGUCCAUCUCAAUCACAUGUCAAUCCAGGUUUUGAUGGAGGACCAGAGAGCAUAAACACCAUCGCUGCCCCUUCCCUCAUUCAGACAAGCACUGCUUCUGCUGUUUCUAUUGAAGCAGAGCCUCAGACAAGUACGGUGUUCCAGAAGAAACAAGGGAAGAAGACCAUUGAUGUGUACUGGCUGUCUGAUGAUGGAGGUCUGACCCUGCUGCUGCCCUACCUGCUGACUCGGAGGAAGCGCUGGGCCAGAUGUAAGGUCCGAGUGUUUGUGGGCGGAGACACAGACAAGAAGGAAGAGCAGAGAGAGGAGAUGGUAGCACUGAUCAAGAAAUUCCGUUUGGGUUUCCAUGAUGUUGAAGUCCUCCCAGACAUCUACCAGAGUCCCCAGCCUGGAAACGUUCAUCAGUUUGAGAAUAUGGUGGGUCGCUUCAGGCUCGACACAAACUCCAAACAGGACUCUGAUUCUGGGCCACCGGGACAGCAGGAGCAGCCGUGGAUGAUCAAUGACCAGGACUGGGAGAGGAACAAGGCCAAGUCUCUCCGUCAGAUCCGCCUAAAUGAGGUUCUGCAGGAUUACUCCAGAGAAGCUGCUCUGAUUAUCAUCACCAUGCCAGUGGGGAGGAGAGGCGUGUGUCCCUGUACGCUCUACCUGGCGUGGCUGGACUCCCUGUCACGUGACCUGAGACCCCCAGUCCUGUUGGUCAGAGGAAACCAAGAAAACGUCCUCACCUUCUACUGUCAAUGAAAUGCCUCCUCAAGACCAAAUGUGCACACACUGAUCAAUAAUUAAUAUCCAACAUCAUCAUCGACACAUAAGCCAAAACCUUGAUGACUACUCAUAGUUAUGUAAUCCUGUAACACAUGUAUGAUUCCUGUAUUUACCAUGUUUUUCUUUUGUUAAACAGCUUAAUGAUUUUAGAGAUACAACAGAGAUGAAUCACACUAGGUGACAUAUUUAUAAUUUAAGUCACUAUUGAUCAUAAAGACUGAUUGUAAAUACUUAUCAAAAUGAUUCCAUGUUUGACAGUUACAUGCAUAUAGAAUGUUAUGUUUCCUCUCCUCUUUAUUUGACAAAAUAAGAUAAAAAUUAG